AAGAUAUUAGUCAUCUUCUCAAAAAAGAUGAAGUGCUGACUGAUGAAAUGCUUAAAGUUGAAUAUACAACACCAAAAACAAUUCUUAAAAAAAGAUUGCAUCCAUCUUUUAUGUCUAUACCAGAUCUCAAAUCUUCUAAUUUUGAAGAUAAAUUAUAUUAG
Molecule: messenger RNA, 161 nt
Organism: Cetraspora pellucida
Lineage: Eukaryota; Fungi; Glomeromycota; Glomeromycetes; Diversisporales; Gigasporaceae
Source: the annotation of a GenBank genome assembly